This is a messenger RNA of Rotaria sp. Silwood2, 8769 nucleotides long. NCBI's taxonomy places the organism in Eukaryota, Metazoa, Rotifera, Eurotatoria, Philodinida, Philodinidae. The record is from the annotation of a GenBank genome assembly.
AUGUGGAAUUCACAACAUCAUACAACAGCAUUACGUACAACACUUUUAACAUCAUUAGCUGAUUGGUAUAAUCGAGCAAAUGAUAAUGAACAACAACAACGUCUUAGUCGUGUACUUGAAGUUGUUCAAGAUUUAAAAACUUUACCAACAUUACUUGGAGCACAACCCAUGACAUUUAUACUUGAUCUUGCUUGUUUAGCAUCAAGACGUGGUUAUUUAAAAUUAGAUAAAUGGUUAUCAGAUAAAUUACGUGAACAUCAAGAAUUAUUUGUUCAAACAACAAUACAAUAUUUACGAAAAAAAGCUCCACAAUUACUUCUUCCACCACCAUUAUCAAAAGAUGAUAUAAAUUUUAAAGCAAUAACAAAUGCUGAAACAAUUAAUGUUCUAUUAACUGUUCUACAAUUAGCAUUAUCAUCAAUAACAAAUGGUGAUCUUAUUCAAGAAAUUCAAACAAUGUUAUCAACAGCUAAAAUUCUUAAUACAUUAACAUCAACAACAGGAAAUAUAUUUCCAAAUACAAAUCUUAAUGAACAAACAUUACAAAGACCUGCUUCUAUAUCAUUAUCAUUAAAUUCUCAACAAUUAUAUCAUCAUCCAACAUCAUUUACACCAUCGCCUACAACUCCAUCAAAUGGACUUUCAUUAACAGCUCAACUUCGUUCAUUACUAAAUUCCAAUGGUAAUGAUCCAUUAGCAAUUGGUUCAUCAUCAUCAUCAUCAACAACAACAACAACAGCAGUAGCAACAACAUCAAUGGGUGAAAUAGCUGAUGUUGAUGUUUAUUUUAAACGUUUAUAUUCAAAAACAAAUAAUCCACCACCGAUAUCAGUUGAUGAAUUUCUUGAUAUAAUGACACGUUGUAAAGAUUCUCAAAUUCAACGAGAAAAAGAUGUUUUUCAUAAUGGUAUAAGAAAUUUAUUUGAAGAGUAUAAAUUUUAUAUUCAAUAUCCUGAACGUGAAUUACAUUUAACAGCACAAUUAUUUGGUGGUCUUUUUGAACGUGGAUUAUUUCAACAACAAGCAUUAAUAGCUGCAUAUCGUGCUAUUUUAGAAGGUUUAAAAAAGCCUACAGGAACAAAUCUAUGGAAUUUUGCUGUUACAGCACUUGACAGAUGUAAAGCAAGAAUUCGUGAACAACCAACAUUUCUACAAGGUUUACGAAGUUUAUUAACUUACUCUGAAAUUCCAUUAAAUAUUCGUGAAUAUCUUGAAUAUGGUACAAAGACAAAUAUUCAACAACAAUUUGAUUCAUUACGUACAUUAACCCCAACAUCAAAUUUAACAGCUUCAACAACAGUUAGUCCACAACCACAAAUAUCACAUUCAACAAUGAAUACAUCAAAUAUGUUCCCACGUAUGAAUAGUGGUCCACCGAUAUCUAAUCCACAACAAUAUGUAACUGGAAAUGGUGGUGUUGGAAGAGAAAAUCCAGCACAAAAAGGACCAUCAUUAACACAAAAUGCAAAUAUUCGAACAUUGAUGAGUGAUCCAAGUUAUCUUCUUGUACGAGUAAAACCACCGCCCGAACAAAUAAAUGAUAAAGUUGCAUUUACAUUUAAUAAUUUAUCAUUUGCUAAUUUAUCUCAAAAGGCCGAAGAAUUAAAAGACGUUUUAGGUAAUGAUGACCAAUUAUGGAAAUGGGUUGCACAAUAUUUGGUUAUGAAACGUGCUUCUAUUGAACCAAAUUUUCAUUCAUUGUAUGCUGGUUUUAUAAAUACAAUUAAUGUUACUAUGCUUUAUGAUACCGUAUUAACUGAAACACAUCGAAAUAUUAAAAUUCUUUUAUUAAGUGAUAAACAAAUGAAUAAUAUACCUGAUCGUGCAUUAUUAAAAAAUCUUGGUCAUUGGCUUGGAAUAAUUACUAUAGGAAAAAAUAAGCCAAUUCUUGCUACGGAUUUAGAAAUCAAAUCUUUAGUUAUUGAGGCAUAUCAUAUGGGUUCACAAGAAUUAUUAUAUGUUGUACCAUUUGUAGCAAAAAUUUUAGAAUCAUGUACACGAAGCAAAAUUUUUCAACAACCAAAUCCAUGGUUAAUGGGUAUUAUGUCUGUUCUUGCUGAAAUGCAUGCAACACCGGAUUUUAAAUUAAAUUUAAAAUUUGAAAUUGAAGUGCUUUGUAGACAAUUACAAAUUCAAUUGACUGAUCUUCCAAUUCAUCAUACAUUAUCAAAUAAAGAAUAUUUCGAUAAAAUUGAAAAACAAUUAUCAAAUACUAAUCGUCAAUCAUCCGGUAUAACACCUCAUGUUUAUCAAUCUCAACAAUCAACAAAUUCAACAGCGACAUCAUCAUCUCUUUAUAAUGAUCCAGCUAUUCUUAAUUAUCAUCAAUUAUCAACAAAUCAACAAUCUUCAGCAACAACAACAACAUCAUCCGUAUUACCUAUUCCAAUUCAACAACAACAACAACAACAACAGCAAACAUUACCCGUAACAUCAUCAUCAUCAUCGUCAUCAACACUUCCACCUGUACCAAAAUAUAAAUUAUCUGAUUUUAAACCAUCAAUAUUUCAAUCAUUAAGUUCAAUGCUUGAAAUAAAUCCAAAUAUACUUCUUUUUCAACAUCAUCCACGUCUUAAAACCUAUAUACAUUCACCUAUUGAACAAGCCAUAAAUGAAAGUCUUCAAACAGUUCAACGUUCACUUAAAGUCGCAACAAGUGCAGCUGAAACAAUUGUACGAAAAGAUUUUCUUUUAAAUCCUGAUGAACAACAAUUACGUACAUCAGCACGUAAUAUGGUUGCUUAUUUAAGUAGUGGUCUUGUACUUAUAACAGCACGUCCAGCAUUACAAGAUCAAAUACAAUCUUAUAUUAAAACACAUUUACAAACAGUUCUUGGUGUUUCACAAGGACCAACAACAAAUUCAACAACAACAACAAAUAAUAAUAAUAAUAAUAAUAAUAAUAAUAAUAAUAAUGAUUCAUCAUCAUCAACGAAUACAACAACAACAACAGCAGCAACAACAACAACAAAUGGUACAACAACAAAUGAUCAAUUAUCAAGUCAAACACGUGAAAUGAUUCAUCAAGCAGCAACAGAAAUAGCAGCAUCAAAUAUUGAAUUAUGUUGUUGUCUUUUACAACGAAUAACAAUACAUCGAGCUAUACAAUUAAUUGAUCAACGUUUAGCUGGCGAUAUUGAAAUUCGACAACGUUGUCGAUUAGAAGGACGACAAUUGCCAACAGCAACAAGCGUAGCUGAAUUUCAGUCAGAUAGAUUAUUAGAACCUAUACGUUUACGCUAUGGACCAUUAUCAUCACAUCAAUUAGCUAUUUAUGAAGAUUUCGUUCAUUUUAUUCCAGGUUUUAAACCAAGUGAUAAUGAAAAACGUGACCUUGUUACGAUGGAUGAAACAGGUCCAUCCGUAUGGGAUCGUUUAAUAGCUGAAAUCGAUCAAAUCAUAUCAACUCAACAUAAUCAGACAUUUGCCAGUGCAUUACAACGAUUAUUAGAAAAUGUUAAUAUUUUACGAACUAAUUUACAUAAUCAAACAUCACCAAAUGCACCACAAGUUGCAUUAAAUAAUGUAUUAAAUAUAAUAAUUUAUAAUUUACUUGAACAUUAUACAUUACAAUCUCAAACACAAGAUGGUGAUAAUUUAGAACGCUUUAAAAAUGUUCAUAUGAGUGUAUUAAAAUUACUUGUUGAAAUACGUUUACAUAUGUCACUUAUUAAUAAACAAUUAACUAAAGCAUGGUUAGAAUGUCCUAAUGAACUUAAAUUUAAUGUUUAUGCUGUUAAUCAACUUUUACGUAAUCGUCUACUUGAUAUACGUCAAAUGGAUACACAUGUUGCACAAUUAAUUGAUUCGGGAAAUAAUCCUGCACUUCAUUUUGCUGUUAAUUUUCUUCGAAAUUGUGUUAUUGAACAACCAUGUUGUGUUGAUAGUGAUAUUGCAUCUAUACUUGAUUCACUUCAUCGUAUAUCAUUAAUUGGUAAACAACCAGCUGAAGCUGUACGUGAUUUACUUGAAAUAAUACGUUUAAAUUAUACAUCAUUAACAACAAAUAAUGAAUCAAAUUCAACAAAUGAUACAAAUAAUACAAAUGCUCAAUCAACAGUUAAAAUUGAUAAAUUAGCUAUUAUAUCAUUAUCAGUUAUAAGUAAUGGUCAUAAAUAUUUAACAUCAAAUGAUGAAAUUGAAACAACAACAAUAGCUAAUAAAGCUAAACAUAUAUUAAGUGAUUGGGUUACAUUAACAAUGACACAAACAAAUCGUAUUAGUCAACAACAAUCAUUUCAAGGAGUUUUUAAUCAAAUGAAUAUGCAAGGUUUAUUUCGUUCCGAUGAUACAAUAGCUAAAUUUCUUCGUAUGACAAUUCAAUUAUGUGUCAAUAGUGUUUAUGAUAUAAUUCGUCAAGCACCACCAAUAUCAUCAUCAUCAUCGUCAACAGCAACAACACAACAAGCACAUUAUACACGUUGUCAUCAAGGAAUUGAUUCACUUUGUCGUUUUUUAUCACUUUUAACAACACAUACAUCGGAUAUUAAUAAUUAUGGAGCACGAAUACAUUUAAUUAAUCGUAUUUUAGGAAUUUUAGCUGCACAUUGUUUUGCUGAUCAUGAAGAACAAGGUGAUCAAUUUCAUCCAUUGGCUUAUCAAAGAAUUAUUCUUAAUUUAUUUCAAGAAUCUACAGCUGCUGUUACAUCAACUAUGUCAAAUACAACACCAAGUAUUGAUGCAUCAUCAACAAACGAAUAUGUAAUGUAUUAUAUUUAUUUGGCAUUUACGAAUUGUUUACAUCUUUUACGUCCUCAACGUGUACCUGGUUUUGCAUUUGCUUGGCUUGAAAUAGUUGCACAUCGAACAUUUAUGUCACGUUUACUUUUAUCAGCUGGUCGUUUUACUCGUCAAACUCAUAAUAUGUAUGCAUUAUUACUUGUUGAUGCAUUACGUUUAGUAACACCAUUUAUACGUUCGGGUGAACAUGCACAAUCAUUUCAAGUUUAUUUUAAAGGUAUAUUAAAAACAUUUAUGUUAUUAUUACAUGAUUUUCCAGAAUUUUUAUGUGAACAUUAUUAUCAAUUUUGUGAUGCCUUACCAUUAAUAGCACAUCAAUUACGUAAUAUUGUUUUAUCAGCAUUUCCUAAACAUAUGCGUUGUCCUGAUCCAUUUUUGGUUAAUUUUAAAGUUGAUAUGCUUAAUGAUAUAUCAAUUGUACCGGUGAUAGCUUAUAAUUUUUCUCAAAAUAUUCAACCACCAAAAUUUAAACAAAAUCUUGAUUCAUAUUUACGUACACGUGCACCAGUUACAUUUUUAUCUGAAUUACGUUCAUAUUUACAACAAGGUGCUGAUCCUGGUUCACAUUAUAAUAUAAGAAUGUUAAAUGCACUUGUUUUAUAUGUUGCAACACAAGCAUUAUCAACAUUAAAUAAUAAAACAAAUGGUCAACCAUUAAUGUCAUCAAUAACACAUUCAGCACAUAUGGAUAUAUUUCAAAAUUUAGCUGUGGAUUUAGAUACAGAAGGACGUUAUAUAUUUUUAAAUGCUAUGGCAAAUCAUUUAAGAUAUCCAAAUACGCAUACACAUUAUUUUAGUUAUACACUUUUAUAUUUAUUUGCUGAAGCAAAUUCAGAAGCAUUACAAGAACAAAUUGUUCGAGUUUUACUUGAACGACUUGUUGCUAAUCGUCCACAUCCAUGGGGUUUAUUAAUAACAUUUCUUGAACUUGUACGAAAUCCUAAUUUGAAAUUAUGGUCUCGAGAAUUUAUGAGUAUUUCACCAGAUGUUAAACGUUUAUUAACAACACUCACCCGUGGUUUUCCUCAUAUUCCAAACGCUCCAAUAGGUACUCAACAGCAACAACAACAAACUGCCAUUGUUAAACCCUAGGUAUUAAUUAGUUCAUCAUAUCGAUUUGUUCGUUAUUAUUCAACAACUCAUCAAUUAAAAUGGUCAUCAUCACGUGUUCGUCAAACAUUUAUCGAUUAUUUUACAAAACAUCCUCAAAAUCCUCAUGUAGUCGUUCCAUCAUCAUCAGUCAUUCCACCAAAAGAUUCCGGAACAUAUUUUGUAAACAGUGGAAUGAAUCAAUUCAAAAAUAUAUUUCUUUCACAACAAGAUAAAAUUUCACAACAAUGUGUUGUUAAUUAUCAAAAAUGUAUACGUGUUGGUGGAAAACAUAAUGAUUUAUCUGAUGUUGGACAUGAUACAUAUCAUCAUACAUUUUUUGAAAUGCUUGGAAAUUGGUCAUUUAAUAAUGCAUAUUUUAAACGUCAAGCAUGUACAAUGGCUUAUGAUUUAUUAACAAGAAUUUAUAAAAUUGAUAAAAAUCGUUUAUAUUUUACAUAUUUUAAUGGAGAAAAUAAUCUUAUUCAACCAGAUUAUGAAACAAAACAAAUUUGGAUCGAUUUAGGAAUUAAUUCAGAAAGAAUUUUACCAUUUGGAAUGAAAGAAAAUUUUUGGGAAAUGGGUGAAAUAGGACCAUGUGGUCCAUGUACGGAAAUACAUUAUGAUCAUACAGGUCAAGGAGAUCCAUUACAAGUUAAUAGCGAUAAUCCACGUGUUGUUGAAUUAUGGAAUCUUGUUUUUAUGCAAUAUGAACGACGACAAGAUAAAUCUUUAAUACCUUUAACUAAUUUUCAUGUUGAUACUGGUAUGGGACUUGAACGUCUUGUUGCUGUUCUCAAUGCAUUUGAAUCAAAUUAUGAUACGGAUUUAUUUACUCCACUUUUCGAUACUAUUCAUUCAUACUGUCAUCCAUCAUUUUCAAUCCCUGUUUAUUCUCAAGCAAAUAAAACUCAACAAUAUGCAUAUCGUUUAUUAGCCGAUCAUGCAAGAAUGUUUACAAUAGCUAUUGGUGAUGGUCUUAUACCAGAAAAAAAAGGUAUUGGUGGUUUAUUAAAAAAAAUGAUUGAACGAGCAACACGUAUUGCAUAUGAAUAUUUACAUAUUGAUGAAGAAAAUGUUGCUAUUUUAUCAAAAUUAAUUCCUAUUGUAACAAAUAUUCUUUCGCAAGCAUAUCCAGAUUUAAAUGAGAAAUUAAAUCGUACAAUAGAAAUUGUUAAAUAUUGUGAAUUAAAUUAUAUGAAAAAAUAUCAAUUAGCUAAACCAUUACUUGAAAAAUUUAUUCAAGAUAAAAUUCAAAAAUCAGAUUAUUUUAUAUCGGGUAAUGAUAUUUAUCGUUUAUAUGCUGGUAAAAUUAAUAAUAUAAAUGUACCAUUAGAAAUUAUUGAAGAUUAUACACGUUUAUUUCCAUUAAUUAAAGUUGAUUGGUUAAAUUUUGAUGAAUUGAUGCGUGAAGAAACACGUAAAAGUAAAUUAUUUUCAAUUUAUAAUAAAACAAUAAAAACAAAUGAAAAUAUAUCUCAACAUCCCAUUGAUAAAAUAUUUGAUUUAAUUAAACAAAAUUCAUCAUUAAAAGAAACAAUUGAUGAACCAUAUAAAUAUCAAGUAGAUAAAUCAAUAAAUUCUGAAGUAAAAUUAAUUAUACAAAAAGAUGAUAAUAAUAAUAAUAAUCAAUUAAAUAUUGUUCAAUCAAUUGAUAAAAAUUUUAAAUAUUAUAUUCUUCUUGACCGAACAAAUUUUUAUUCAACUGGUGGAGGUCAAUCAUUUGAUCAUGGGAUAAUUGAAUUUUCUAAUAAUCUUAUUUUUCAAAUUGAAAAUGUUUUUCGUCUUCAUGAAUAUAUUAUUCAUUAUGGUUAUUUUUUAGAAAAUGGAAAUAUUAAUGAUAAAAAUGUUCUAUGUCAUGUUGAUAUGAAACGAAGAUUAAAUUUAAGUCGAAAUCAUACAACAACACAUUUAGUUAAUAAAGUUUUACGAGAAUUAUUAAAUGAUUCGAGUCUAAUACAAAAAGCAUCAUUAAUACAUGAAGAUUAUUUUAUUUUUGAAUAUUCAUCAAUUAAUACAAAUACGACAAAUAGCAUUUUUGAAGAACUUGAGAAACGUGUCAAUGAAAUUGUUCGUCUUAAUCUUCCAAUAUCUAUAAGUUCACAUAAUUAUAAUUCAAUUCGUUCUGAUCUAAAUAUAUAUCGUUUAUCAAAUGAACUUUAUCCUUCUGAUGUUCGUUGUGUUAAUAUUGGUUCAACAUAUUCACGUGAAUUAUGUUGUGGUACACAUGUAUCAUCAACAAAUGAAAUAGAAGAUUUUCUUAUUGUUCGUAUUGAUUCUAAAGGUCAAAGUAAUAAACGUAUUUAUUGUUUAACUGGUUCAUAUGCAAAACAUGUUCGUAAUUUAUUUAAAAAUGAUUUUGAAAAAAAAUUUCAUUAUCUUGAAGAAAAUCAAAAUCAAAUAACAUUAGAUGAAUUAUAUAAUGAAUGUCGAAUAUUACGUGAAAUAUAUCUUGAUGAAAAAUCUUUAUUAUUUCCAUUUAAUCAACGUUUUAAUUAUUUAAAACGUUGGUAUAAAAUAAUGCCUGAUAAAAAACUUCUAAGAAAAUAUUUAUUAAAUCAAAUAAAUAAAGAUUUAAAGAAAAAUUUUAUUCAUUCAAAUGUUGAUUUACCAAUAUAUGAUAUUGGUUAUAUGUUAUUACGUUAUGAUGAUGAAAAUCAUAUACGAAAACAUCAACCAUAUGUUAUUUAUGUUAAUUUUUAUCAACAAAUUAUAAUAAUUUAUUUAAAAAAUCCACGUCAACGAAAUCAAUUCAUUGAACAUAUGAAAAAUCAUUAUCAUAUGAAUAUGUUAACAAAUUUUGAAAAUUAUGAUCAACAAACACGAGAUUUAUUUACUAUAACAAAAAAAUUAGUUAUUUUUCAACCGAUUGAUAAAGAUACAUUUGAUAAAAUGAAUUUUCAACAAAUAUGUAAUGAACUUUUUUCAACUGUUUUUUAG